Saccharomyces mikatae IFO 1815 is the source of this 1149-nucleotide messenger RNA. It is a transcript of the gene SEC20, whose product is annotated as Sec20p. NCBI's taxonomy places the organism in Eukaryota, Fungi, Ascomycota, Saccharomycetes, Saccharomycetales, Saccharomycetaceae. Gene Ontology annotation, biological process: retrograde vesicle-mediated transport, Golgi to endoplasmic reticulum. The transcript has a single exon. Gene Ontology annotation, molecular function: SNAP receptor activity. Bases 1 to 1149 code for a protein of 382 amino acids. The record is from RefSeq and is a predicted model, not a curated record. Gene Ontology annotation, cellular component: SNARE complex; endoplasmic reticulum.
AUGGUAAUGUCCUUUUUGCAGGAUUUGGCGGUUUUACAAAAUGCAUUACUGGAUCAUUUACAGAAGAUAAGUACAAUCUCCCGAAGGGAAGAGCCCGAAGAAAGUAAGCAAAGUAUCAAAGAUAGUCUUGUAUCCAUUGAUGACAACCACGAAGGAGAGGAAGAUAUUGAGUUUGUGGAUUUGGUGAGUAUCGUAGAGAACGGAAUGUUAGAUUUCGAGUCAGUACUGAAAUGUAGUAUUGUCGAAAUGACAUACACAUACCCUGAAUUGAAAUUGCAAUGGGAAAAAAGCCCUCAAUACGAUCAGUGUGAUAAACUGCACAUCGCUAAGCUGGACAAACAAGUGGACAAGGAAAUAUAUACUCAGCUGAUCGAAGACCUGGAUUCCGUGCUGCAAUUUAUCGAUUGGUUUUACUGCUACCGACUAAAGAUCAAAGAGAUUCUACGACAACAUCACAAACGUGAUUUAGCCUGGAAUGACGAGGAAAGAGACCGCGCUAUAAAAGGUCACGCUGUGGAUUAUGACAAGCUGCAUCACGGAGCAUCGUUAUCAACAAGCUCAGAGCCUACAUUGAUGGAAAAGAAUAGCACGAGGGACAAACUCCUCAGCAAAACCAAACAACUGACCAAUAACCUAGUAAGAGGGAAUCAAAUUCUGCAGUCGGGUAUCUUGCAAAGCGACUUAAACUUGGAUGAAUUGAGAGCUCAAACCAACUCGUUGACACAAAUUGACGACAAAUACACUCAGUUCGAAACUGUUUUCAAGAAAACCGCUGAUUUGGUCAAAAUACUGGAGAAUGCCUCCCACCAAGAGAAGCGAGACGUCUACCUAUCGCUAGGAUUCCUUGUAUGCUGCAUUUCAUGGGUUCUAUGGCGUCGUAUUUUCAAGCUACCCGUCAAACUCGGGCUCUGGCUUCUGUUCAAGUUCUUCAAGGGCAUAUUGGUCACUCUCGGCCUAGUGAAAAAUUACACAGCCUCCUCAUAUUCUCCCCAAGCAUCCAAUCUUGUACUGAAUGCCCCUUUUCUAGCCACCCAGUCUACGGCCUCAGCAACCUCAAUAGAACCAUCUGCAUCUAUGUCUGCCGUCAAUAGUAUUCAACAAGCUGUUGAUGAGGCCAUGGAUAGGAUCGUCUCCCACGAUGAGCUGUGA